This is a messenger RNA of Lodderomyces parapsilosis, 1041 nucleotides long. RefSeq names its product mitochondrial 37S ribosomal protein bS1m. Gene Ontology annotation, cellular component: mitochondrial small ribosomal subunit. The record is from RefSeq and is a predicted model, not a curated record. Gene Ontology annotation, molecular function: structural constituent of ribosome. Gene Ontology annotation, biological process: mitochondrial translational initiation. Bases 1 to 1041 code for a protein of 346 amino acids. The transcript has a single exon. Lineage: Eukaryota; Fungi; Ascomycota; Pichiomycetes; Serinales; Debaryomycetaceae.
AUGUCAAGUAGUAGGGAGCUUUUUGACUUGGUGAGAAGCUCAAGGCUAGCUCAAGUGGCAAAGCCUCACCUGAAGAAUAUAAGGGGUCAAUCAAAUAUACCUACCCAUCAAACAGUUUUUACACCAUCUUCUAGUGCAUACAGAUCAAACUAUGGUUUGAAAACGGCAUUGCCUUCAAAAAUUGGCAAGUCGCACAUUUCAUUCAAUGAUAUUGACAAUUAUAAGGGUAUGCCUGAUGUUGAAAAAAACUCGGGCCAUCAUUAUACUCAGUUGAUGUUUCAAGAAUUGGGGAUGCCUUUAAAGAAUCACUUUACCUCACAAAAUCCGUUGUUUCCACACCCUUCAAAUAAGAGCAACAAACAACCAAGAGAGGGAAGUUUGACUAAUCUUUUGAAUUUGGACACCAGAGCAAAAACCGAAGCUGUUAUCAAAAUCCUCAACAACAAUCCGAAUUUGUAUCAAAGUUUUAGAAAUUACAUUUCCAAAAAUUAUCCAAAAGUUUUGCUCACCAGCACGCCACAAUCUGAACUCAUAGGUUUAAUUAAAGAAUUUCUUCAAAAUUCAAAACAAGUCUCCAAGAAUAUGAAUACCGUUCAUGACAGAUCGAGAGAUGACACUUACACCAUACAAGGCACAGGUGGGUUCUCGUACAACCAAAAAGGAAGGCUUCAAAACACACCCAAUGGUAUCAAGAACAAUACCGUCACCACAGGAAGGAUUGUGGGCACAAAAGAAGCAGCAAUAGGAGGAUUUGUUGCAAAUGUAAUUGAUCGUUCCAUUGCCUUGCAAACAAACUAUGCCAAGAACUACCCCGGAAAGCACCACAGGCAAUUCACUAUGCCUUUCAAGAUCAAUGAAGCAGAAUUGUCAGAGGACGGCUCUAUUAGAUUAUUUGCUGAAGGUAUCAAGACCGGUAAUUGGUCCGAUGCCGAUGAGAGGUAUCCUACUUCUGGUUCCUCAUUUGGCGGCUCUUCAGAAAGAGUUAGAGCCGAUGACGAGAGCUUGGAAAGUUUGCUCAACUUAAUCCUUCCCUCUCGGUGA